Messenger RNA from Gongylonema pulchrum, 234 nucleotides. The record is from the annotation of a GenBank genome assembly. NCBI's taxonomy places the organism in Eukaryota, Metazoa, Nematoda, Chromadorea, Rhabditida, Gongylonematidae.
AUGGAUGAGAAGGGCCGCGAUUAUGUGCGCUCAGGAAUGCCAUUAAUCGGUGUUGGUACAUAUCAGAUCCAAAACAAAGAUGUUAUCCGGGAUGUUCUGGAUGAAGCCCUUCAAACUGGCUACAGAAUGAUCGAUACCGCACAAUGCUACAACAACGAAAAAUACAUUGGCGAUGCUUUACAGACAUUGCUACCCAAAUAUAAUUUAAAAAGGUUACAAUUAUAUUUUUGCUAG